CUGCCUCCCGAGCCCGAUCUCACAUCAACUCGAAACCUUCCAAUUCAGAACGCAACUUCCAAUGGCGGCGGAGCCCACCAAAAACGACGCCCACGUCGUGGAGAUCCCGGUCACCGGCGACGGAGCGGAGCCAGCCAGCGGCGCGUUCCCCGGCAUGGCGGCGUCGGGGCACCACCCGCUGGGCGAGAUCGCCGACAGCGGGGGCCACCUGCUGCUGCUCAAGCUGUGGCAGCGGGAGGAGUCCCGCCUGAACCGCCGCGCGUGCGCGCUCGAGGCGGUCAUGGACGCGGCGCGGCGGGACGCCUUCUACCUCUGCGCGGCCUUCCUCGCCCUCCACGGCCUCUCCCUCGCGCUCCUCUUCGCCGCCUCCGUCGCGGGCGGCGCCCCGUCGCGCGCCUGCAGGAGGUGGUGGGCGCCCUCGUCCCUCUCGCUGGCCGCCUCCCUCGCGCUCGCCGCGGCCGUGCAGCUCCACGUCUGCGCCUACUGGCGCGCCGCGCGGCGGCUGCGGCGGGAGCGCGGCGACGCCCGGGCCCUCGCGCGGUGCGUGCAGGAGCUGCGGAUGAAGGGCGCGUCCUUCGACCUGUCCAAGGAGCCGCAGUGCGGGGUGACGAGGACCAACUGCGCCAGCGUCGAGGGCGCGGGGGCGUGGGGCCCGCUCCGGUGGUGCUACCGGAACGUCGUCACCGCCUGCCUCCUCGCCGUCGCCGCCGUAGCCUUGCCCUCCGGCAAGCUCAUCCUGUGCGCCUAGGACACAGCCGAUUCGAGUUUUCAGGUCGUAGGCUUCCUGGUGAAUUGAUUCGGAGGAAACGAUGUGCUUCUAGGGCCGCAGGCUUCAUGGUGUUAUUUGCAUAGACAGAACACUGCUUGUGCUCCGAUGAUCAGAGAAUUUCCAACAUUUUUUUCUCCGCCCCCAGAUGUACUCUUUGUAACGAUUCAAAGCUUAUUUGUAUGACCCAUUCAUAGCAGCUUAUAGUGAUCUAAACGUUUUUAUAUUAAUUUACAGAGGGAGUACAUUGUAUGGUUGAAAGUCUCCAUGUGCUCUUCAACUACGGAACUACGGAUUUAUACAUUGUUAUGGUUGAACCGGCAAGGGACAACCCAAUUCUCCCUGCAAACCUGUUGUUUUGAUGAUUACAAAACUAUGAAAGAAUAUGUUGGAUGAUC
Triticum dicoccoides is the source of this 1164-nucleotide messenger RNA. RefSeq lists its product as uncharacterized. The record is from RefSeq and is a predicted model, not a curated record. NCBI's taxonomy places the organism in Eukaryota, Viridiplantae, Streptophyta, Magnoliopsida, Poales, Poaceae. Bases 62 to 748 code for a protein of 228 amino acids. The transcript has 2 exons.